Messenger RNA from Fusarium fujikuroi IMI 58289, 336 nucleotides. RefSeq lists its product as uncharacterized. Bases 1 to 336 code for a protein of 111 amino acids. The record is from RefSeq and is a predicted model, not a curated record. The transcript is spliced from 2 exons. Lineage: Eukaryota; Fungi; Ascomycota; Sordariomycetes; Hypocreales; Nectriaceae.
AUGUCAAAGCCGGCGCCUCGUGGCAUCAAAAAGGCUAUAGAGGCCGCAUCUUUAGAUGCUACUCCAGCACUCCAACCAUUGCCCGUCGUAAACUUUUUAGAUAGCAUGGACAAGAAGCUCGCUAAUGCUAUCGUCGCGGAGGCCCUUCCUCAAGAUCAAGAUCGUUUCCGACGCUAUCUGGAGCAUCGUCCUCUCGGUCUUGGUAUCAUCACAGCUGGUCAUAGGUUCGGCAAAACCACCGCUGGUGCCGCUUGCACUCUUGCAAUAGCUGGCGAGGACAAGGUCUUCUGCUCGGCGUCCACCAACAUUACUAGACAACUUCGCGAGUCGCAUUGA